AUGUUCCAGCGCAUCGGCCACGUUGGCCAUAGAAAUGACAGACGAAAACCGGGGAUUAUUGAGAAGCAUGGCUCGCGUAUCCUGCCUAGAAAGUGCAUACUUCCGAUUAGAGACAACCCAUCGGAAUGCCACCGCGCACACAAAGGUCUUUUCGUUGGCCUCCUGCUCUUCUUGGCGACCCUCGUUGUGUUGGCCCUCUUCUACAUCUUCAUGCGAAGCCACAACUACAGCGGUGCCAUCACGCUCUACCAGGCCAGCUACAUCACCCUCUUCUCCGUCGGCAUCGUAGCUGCUAGCAUUGCCCUCUAUCAGCUGAGGGUGCUUAGCUUGCGUGAGCUCUCUGAGGAGGACGCAUUCGACGACAACCUCCUCCUCAUCGGUCUGCUGGGCAUGCUCUUCUACGACAUGUUCCUACUCGUUCCGGCCGUUGAGGCCAAGGGAGAGAAUUCAACAGCCGGUUCAAUGUUUGUUGGAAAGGCUAUCAUCGAAAUGGUCCAGGCUCUGUUACAGGUAUUCCUAAUCCUUGAGGGCUCCCGACGUCAGGCAGCCACGGUGAAUCACAUGGCGAGAAAACCGGGUCGCACCAUCAUCACCUUCCUGCUUAUCCUCAACCUCGCCAUGUGGAUUUUCAAUACCUUCGGGCUGAAAUACGCCGAAAACCACUCCAUCUAUCGAUCUUAUUAUACAGGCAUUGCUUGGAAGAUUAUCACCCACCUGUCCCUUCCACUCAUCAUAUUCUUUCGUUUUCAUUCAACGGUGUGUCUAGCUGAUAUCUGGACUAACGCCUACCGCAUGCACUCUUGUGCUAGCGUGUGA
This is a messenger RNA of Mesocestoides corti, 816 nucleotides long. The record is from the annotation of a GenBank genome assembly. NCBI's taxonomy places the organism in Eukaryota, Metazoa, Platyhelminthes, Cestoda, Cyclophyllidea, Mesocestoididae.